AUGGAAUUAGUAGAAGCUGUCAAAAAACAGAACGUAUUGGUCGUCGAUUUGAAAAACGAAUUAGUUGAAAUUCGUAAGGAAAACAAGACUCUUAUCAACAAGGUCGCCGCGUUAGAAGAUAUAGUGUCAAAUAAUAACAAACAACAAAUGUCAUUUGCCAAUAUUACUAAAGGCAUUAAUCGCAAUACGCCAGUCAAAUCUUCAACACGUGCUACUACUGCUACUAAACAUUCAACAGCUAUCCCGUCAACAUCGCAGGAGCAGGUCCAUAAUGCCGUUACGAAUGCCAUAGAUAAUUUAGAUAAGCCGAAGACUGAUGACUUUCAAGGCGGUGGGGCCGGUGUCAGAAGGAUAACUAAUGACUCUGCAUUUAUGGAUAUUUAUUAUCAAAAUGUUAGAGGCCUAAAGACUAAGGUGAAAUCGGUUUAUUGUAAUUCAUUAUCCAUCGAUUUCGACGUUAUUGCUUUAACGGAAACGUGGUUAACUCCUGAAAUUGCUUCCGGUGAACUAUUCGAUGCAAAUAUAUUUACUGUAUACCGCAAAGAUAGGUCGCCCGUAACGAGUGUCAAAGUUCGUGGUGGUGGUGUGCUUAUCGCAAUCAAAUCAACAUUCAAAUCGCUUCCUCUGAAUGUACAUCAAGUUUCCAUCGUAGAAGAAAUUUGGGCAAUAAUCGAUUUAAGUCCUCAGGGGACCAUUCUUGUUUGCUGCACCUAUAUCCCGCCCAACUCUGAUGUUGCUGUCUAUGAAUCCCACAUAACGUCUGUGGAAUCAGCUCUUGAUAAAUUCCCGGAAGCCAGAGUUAUACUGUUAGGAGAUUAUAACCUGACUAAUACCACUUGGGAUAGCGACGAGGAAGAUGGACACCUUACUGCUUUUUGUAAUCGCAACCGCAUUUCAGAGCUUAUAUGUGACGCAUUCAACCUGUUCGGCUUCCAUCAAUUCAACUCAAUCAACAACCGGGUGAAUGACAAUAUCCUUGAUCUAGUCUUUUCUAACUGUGAUACUUCCGUUUCUAACUGUGAUAUUAAUUUAGUUAACUGUGAUUCCUACCACCCAGCACUUAGUGUAGCGCUUCACACCCACCAAGGUUUCUUCAAGUGUGAUGACUCGAAUCAACAACCAGUCUACAAAUUCAAUUUCUCGAAGGCUCCUUAUGAUCAAAUCAAUGACUACAUUCGUUCCGUGGACUGGCAUUCACUAUUUUUCAAUGGAGAUUUGGAAUCAAAUGUUGAAAACUUUUACACAGUCAUCUACGACAUUUUAAAUGUAUGUGUUCCAAAAAUUAAAUGUUUUAAAUCAACGUACCCGCCAUGGUUUAGUAGUAAACUACAUAAGCUGAUUAGGGAUAAGAAGCUUGCCCACAAAACAUAUAAAGCAUCUAAGAGCAACAUCGAUUAUCAAGUUUUUACCGAGUUGCGAACUCAGUGUAAAUCCUUGACCACACAGUGCUAUGACACCUUUAUUAAAACCUGUGAAGAAAAUGUUACUUUAAAUCCGAAGUCGUUCUGGAAAUUUUAUCAUAAUAUGAAC
This is a messenger RNA of Photinus pyralis (common eastern firefly), 1530 nucleotides long. RefSeq lists its product as uncharacterized. The annotation marks the transcript as partial. The record is from RefSeq and is a predicted model, not a curated record. NCBI's taxonomy places the organism in Eukaryota, Metazoa, Arthropoda, Insecta, Coleoptera, Lampyridae. The transcript is spliced from 2 exons. Gene Ontology annotation, molecular function: catalytic activity.